This is a messenger RNA of Lampris incognitus (smalleye Pacific opah), 1417 nucleotides long. It is a transcript of the gene aldob, whose product is annotated as aldolase b, fructose-bisphosphate. Lineage: Eukaryota; Metazoa; Chordata; Actinopteri; Lampriformes; Lampridae. Bases 153 to 1247 code for a protein of 364 amino acids. Gene Ontology annotation, molecular function: fructose-bisphosphate aldolase activity; fructose-1-phosphate aldolase activity. The record is from RefSeq and is a predicted model, not a curated record. Gene Ontology annotation, biological process: fructose 1,6-bisphosphate metabolic process; glycolytic process. Gene Ontology annotation, cellular component: cytosol. The transcript is spliced from 9 exons.
UGCGCGACUCCAAAGAGUCAUUAAAUAGAGCUUUGGCCCAAAACUUCGGCCUUCUCGAUCAGGUAGCGACUGCGGGGAGGUAGACGGGCCGUUUGUACGUUGUUGUUGUUGUUGUUGUUGUUGUCGUCGUCGACGCUUGACCAAAUCCCAAGAUGACUCAUCAGUACCCAUCCCUCUCUCCGGAGCAGAAGAAGGAGCUCUCUGACAUCGCUCAGAGGAUUGUGGCUCCAGGAAAGGGAAUCCUGGCUGCAGAUGAAUCAACAGGCACCAUGGGAAAGCGCCUGCAGAAGAUCAACGUGGAGAACAAUGAGGAGAAUCGUCGUUACUUCCGCGACCUCCUCUUCUCCGUUGAUCCCUCAAUCUCCAACAGUGUGGGUGGGGUCAUCUUUUUCCAUGAGACGCUCUACCAGAAAUCUGACAAAGGCAAGCUUUUCCCCCAGGUCGUCAAGGAGAAAGGAAUUGUUGUCGGCAUCAAGGUGGACAAAGGCACAGCUGCUCUAAAUGGGACUGAUGGAGAGACCACCACACAAGGCCUUGAUGGACUUUCAGAGCGUUGUGCUCAAUACAAGAAGGAUGGUUGCGAUUUCGCUAAAUGGAGGUGUGUGCUGAAGAUCUCAGAUGGCUGCCCAUCUGCUCUUGGAAUCGCAGAAAAUGCCAAUGUCCUUGCCAGAUAUGCCAGCAUCUGCCAACAGAAUGGCCUUGUACCUAUUGUGGAGCCAGAGAUCUUGCCUGAUGGAGGUCAUGAUCUGCUGCGCUGCCAGUAUGUCACAGAAAAGGUUCUGGCUGCUGUUUACAAAGCUCUGUCAGAUCACCACGUCUACCUGGAGGGCACCCUGCUGAAGCCCAACAUGGUCACUGCUGGACACUCCUGCCCUAAAAAAUACACCCCUCAGGAGGUCGCCAUGGCCACAGUGACAGCCCUGAGACGCACUGUCCCUGCCGCUGUGCCAGGUAUUUGCUUCCUGUCUGGAGGACAGAGCGAAGAGGAGGCCACCCUUAACCUGAACGCCAUCAACCAGGUGCCCAUCCUACGCCCCUGGAAGCUGACUUUCUCUUAUGGCCGUGCACUCCAGGCCUCAGCCCUUGUAGCUUGGCAGGGCAAAGCCGCCAACAAGGCCGCUGCACAGGAAGCUUUCUUCACCAGAGCCAAGAACAAUGGCCUGGCCUCCAAAGGAGAGUACAAGGCCACUGGCUCAGCUGAUCAGGCCUCCAUGCAGUCCCUGUACACGGCCAGCUAUGUAUAUUAAAUACUGUGAACAUUCGAGACAUAAAAUCCACAUGGACCAAAUCUGAUGACUGGAAUUUAAGUCACUAUGUAGUCCUUCUGCCAAUACCUGAAAGCAAGUUCACUAAAUGUUUUACUACUGGUUUGUCUACCUGACUGAAUGUAGAGAAGAAAUAAAUGGCGUGAACAAAA